Molecule: messenger RNA, 2013 nt
Organism: Orycteropus afer afer
Lineage: Eukaryota; Metazoa; Chordata; Mammalia; Tubulidentata; Orycteropodidae
Gene: LCA5L
Product: lebercilin LCA5 like
Exons: 7
Coding region: 1-2013 (670 amino acids)
Biological process (GO): intraciliary transport
Cellular component (GO): axoneme
Source: RefSeq, a predicted model, not a curated record
AUGUCUUUGGCUGAUACAACAAAAACAAAUCUAGAUGAGUGCUUCCCCAGUGUGGGAUUAGAAAAUGAUAGGAAGUCUGCAGAAUGCGAGAAGAGCCUAGGCCUGGGUGAUUUUCCCAGGGAAAGUAACACUGCUGAGAAGAGUGUUGAUUAUAGUCAAUCCCAGUGUUCCUGCAGAAGUUCAAGUUCUCACUAUGAUUACUCAGAAGACUUUCUCUCGGAUUGUUCAGAAGCAGCUGUUAAUAGAAAUUAUUUAAAGCAAACUGUGGUAAAAGAAAAGAAGGAGGAGAAGAAAAAAUAUGUUUCUAGACUCUCCCAACCUAAAGGGCCCAAGGAAAUCUCAGCUGAAAAAAAGCACAACUGGAAUGCAUCAUUUUUAAAUUCUCAAACCAAUGUGAUUACUCAAAGGAGAGAUGCUAUGGCUCAUCGCAUAAUGUCUGCAAGGCUUUAUAAGAUUAAAGAGCUAAAAAAUGAUUUAGCUGAUAUACAUCGUAAAUUGGAAGCCACCAUCAUAGAAAACCAAUUUUUGAAACAACUGCAGUUUAGACACUUAAAAGCGAUAGGAAAAUAUGAGAACUCACAAAAUAAUCUUCCUCAAAUUAUGAUUAAACAUCAGAAUGAAGUAAAAAAUCUAAGGCAGCUACUUAGGAAAUCCCAGGAAAAGGAAAGAACUGUAUCUAGGAAACUUAGGGAAUCUGACAUUGAGUUAUUGAAGACUAAGGAUGCCUUACAGGCACUGCAGAAACUUUCUGAAGAUAAAAAUCUUGCAGAGAGGGAAGAACUUACUCAAAAAUUAUCUGUUCUCACAUCAAAAUUGGAGGCAAAUGACAAAAGAAUACAGGUCUUGGAAAAACAGCUGAGGUUGAACAAGAAAGCCUUUAAUCGGCAGUUGGCUAUUGAGAACCAAAAGACAUUAGCAGCUCAAACAGCUACAAAGGCUCUGCAAAUGGAAGUAAACCACCUCCACCAAAAACUUAAGGAGAAAGGUCGAGAACUUGAAAUAAAAAACAUCUAUACUAACCGAAUACUUAAAAAUUUACAUGACAAAGAUGAUUAUCCAAAAGUUUCUUCAACAAAAUCAGUACAAGCAGACAGGAGAAGUUUUUCAUUUAUAAGUGUGAGACACCAGGAAACCCAAAAAUCAGAUGUUCCAUCUUUGACAACUAAGAGUAAAAAGACAACAGGAAACAUUGCUCAGAAAGAAAAAACAACUGAAAUAAACAGCGAAUUUUCUCACUCUAUCAAUAUACCACCAACCCAAGAUCCUAGGAGAAAGCAUGAAGAUUUAUCAAAGGAAGAGGUACAUCUAGAAGUACAAGCACCUGUGGAGGAUACUGACAAAAGACAAAGAGAGAAAAGGGAAGAUCAAGAAAAGAAAAUCAUUUUAAAUAUAGAAGAACAAGAGCUACCAUCAAAAAGAAUUCAAGUAAUUGAUCCUGAAGAGGAAAGCAAGCAGGAAGAUGAUACAGCAAAAGAAAAGCCUAAAAGAAGUGUACAAAUAAAUGACAUGGAGGAUAUUCCUAACAAGUAUGCCAUUCCAAACGUCAAAAUACCCUUUCGACAAAGAAAGCAUUAUUCAUUCACAGAAACGAUUGAAAACUUGCAUCACGGGCUUCCAACUUCAGGUGGACCAGCCAAUACAAGCAUCACAAGAAACAAUCAUAGUGUAUGCAAACAGCACAAUAACAUUGAACUGAAGCUAGAACAUUCAACUACUGGGUAUGAGCCGUCUUUUGGAAAGUCUUCCAAAACAAAAGCAAAAAGCACAACUUUAAGAGAUAAGAAAAGCAGUCUAAUGGAAGAACUCUUUGGAUCAGGCUAUGUCCUAAAAGAUGACCAAACAAGUCCUGUCGUUAAUAAAGGAUCUGAGGAGACUUUGAAAUGUGAGAAGAUACACCAUCUAUCUCCCAGUCAGGUCUCUGCCAGCAAUGCUUUUGGAGAUUCUAAAGUAACUGUGGUAAAUUCUAUUAAGUCAUCUUCACCUACAGAAGGAAAAACAAAAAUAAUUUUUUAA